AUGAGCUCGCCUUCUCAUAUCAACGUACCCAUGAUGCUUGUCCAACACUCUCCACUUCUAAAGCUUCCCUCGGAACUGCGUCUUGAGGUCUACGAUUUCCUAGGCCGCCUUGAGCCCAAAAGCUACCCCUUCGGAUGGACCGCAAUCCGUUGCAUUGAUCGAAGAGCCCCUCCUACAGCACUCAUAGCCACAUGUCGCUGUCUUCAUGACGAGAUUCUCACCCACUUCUACAAUACCGUCACCUUCCAUUAUCUUACGCCAACCAUUAAUCAUCCUCCCAUUAGCGGCCUUCCCCAGAUUGCACUCACUGCAGUCAGGCAGGUCAAGAAGUUUCACUUGGGAAUUCACUGGAAAAUGUCAGGAUCGUCCUUGAAAAAGAAGAAUAGCGAACACUCCUAUGUCGUAUUUCGCUGGCUUGAGGACAUAACUAAGAUGCUGCUCAGAGAGGCAAAGAACCUCGAGACGGUUACCAUCGCAGUGUUUGACUUGCCCGUUGGUGUAGAUUGGGAGUGCAAGAAGAGUCUCUUGGAUCCGUUGAAGAUAUUGGGUCAGCGAGCAGUGCUGCGCUUGGGGGAGAUUACAACGACGGGCGAAGAAGAGGAGGUCGAGUUGACAGCACGAAUGAAGUCGUAUCUGGAUGGGAUUAACAAGGAUCGGCUGCACACAAGCGACGUGACUGCUCUUGAUGAACAAUAA
Molecule: messenger RNA, 696 nt
Organism: Bipolaris oryzae ATCC 44560
Lineage: Eukaryota; Fungi; Ascomycota; Dothideomycetes; Pleosporales; Pleosporaceae
Exons: 1
Coding region: 1-696 (231 amino acids)
Source: RefSeq, a predicted model, not a curated record